Molecule: messenger RNA, 2775 nt
Organism: Antechinus flavipes (yellow-footed antechinus)
Lineage: Eukaryota; Metazoa; Chordata; Mammalia; Dasyuromorphia; Dasyuridae
Exons: 2
Coding region: 713-1486 (257 amino acids)
Source: RefSeq, a predicted model, not a curated record
UGAGAGCUCCUUGAGGUCAGUGUUUUUGUUUUUACUUGUAUCUGGCAUUUAAUAUUUUCUGACUGAGUGAAAGAAAAAUGAAGAAUCGUUUGAAAGAAGAGUGAGAACAUUUAACAGGGGAGCUGAGCUUUGAUGGAAGAAAUGGAUUGUGAGUGGCACAGUUGAAGUAGUUUUCUGGCAAUAAGGAAUAGUUUGCACCCAUCAAUAGAGACUUAGGAACAAAGUCCAGUAGAGCUGGGGAAAGUGGUCAGGAAAAAUGGGGGGCAUAAGAAUAUAGUGCACAAUGUGAGGAGGAAUGACACAUUUUCAAGAGUUUAAAAACAUUUAAGUAAGCAUAGGUUUACAGUGAGAGUUGACAGUAACUCGUGAGGUUUAGACUCCAACAUACACACCAUAUCCAAUGAACUUUGUGCUUUUCAACUUGGUCUAAGACCUUCAAAACCUUUCCUGACGUAGGAAGGCACAGCUAGAAUUGGAAAUGGAUAAAGAAAAUAAAAUGUAUCACAAUCCACAGUCCAUCGUGCUACACCCCCACAAACCCUUCCCCAAUGCAGCAAUGAAAAAAACAAAACAAAAACAAAAAACUGCCGUUGGUCCCAAUGGGUAGCAGCUUCCUUCCAAAGUGAGAGUGUCUGUCUAGGUGGCGCAGCCUCAUUUGUUUUCAUGUAAAAAGGUUUAAAAAAUUUUUUUAAACACGGCCUACACAGGAGCGAUGCGAAGACCCGAGGCUCCCCAGUCCCCGGUACCUCCUCCCUUCUCCCCAGCCCUGCCCCCGCCCCUUCUCACCUCAUCAGCGAGCGCAACCUUAAAAACACGUGUCCGUUUCACCCACCCACGGGACUUCCUCGCCCGCACUCUCCGGAUGGGCUUCCCCUACCAGCACCACCACCUCCCGCCCCACAGACACGCGAGAGCCGGGUGGGGCCUAGGGAACAAGAAAAGUCUAGGAUUUCCUCUUCCUCCACACCUCCCAGCGGACCCCCCACGAGAGCCUUUAGGGUGCCCCAGGAAAAAGCCCACGACACACGGUCUGGGCAUUUGUUCCGUUCACGUCCAUAACCUCCACUCCACCUUUAUUAGCAUACCAGAGCUAAGGUGGGUGGGAGUGUGUGUGUGUUGGCGGGGGUGUCUGUACUACUGCAGCAGCCCCACGGAUGCAGAGAGAAUCCAGGGACCCGCCAAAUCCGGCAGGGGACAGCCUCCUUUUCUUCACCUUUCCCACCUAAGUUCAAUAGGCAGCCUCGUGCCCCAGGCGGGCAGAACGGGCACAACCCGCAGAAGGAUGGACCUGGUCCACAGGUGCGCUGGAGCGGGAUUUCCCCCUUCCCAUCUGUUUCCCUUCUCCCCGGCUGGGGGUCCUCGUGUACAAAACGAGGGAUUGAAGGCAUCCAAUGCAGCAGCCAACCUUGCGACUCCUGGGUGUCCAGAAGGCGAGCCCCAGAAAAGCAACAAAUCUACUUCAGAUUUGAUUGGCCCAGGAGACUAAAGUUCAAAAAAAUAUCCAGACCCUUCGUUUAUUACAUUCCGCCCUCCAGAACUUUUUUGGGAACUGACUAGCUAACCAAAGCAUUUCACUAUCUUUGUGGAAUAUACUUUCUAUGCAAGUAAAUCUCCUUUUGUUAACUGCUGAAUGACCUGAGGGCUUCAUUUUACUCUAACACCAAAUGUAAACUAACAUCAAAAUAGCAUGUCAGCUCUCCUUACACAAUCUGAUUUUAGGGAUGUUUAGAAAGACUCAAUAAAUUCAAAUUUCCCCUACUUGACUCAGUAUUGCUUUAAAUCUAUAGUUUUUAACUAAGUAAUCAUCUUUGGCAGCAAACUUUUUCAAAUGAACCACCAUCUAGGUUGGUACACUGGAUAUUGGAAAAAAGUGACAGACCUACUAUAACAUGUACUUCUGGCACUGACUGCAAGAAACUAAACUUAACUUAUGCCACAAUAAGGCAUUGGAAUGAGAUUCCUUAACCUUUCUCCCUUCCCCUCUCAUCCCAAUUUUCCUUUCCAAAUGGAAGAACAAAGAAUAUCUAUAUGUAGUGGAUAAGUAAAAGUUAAUGUUUUUCUAUUUUUUUUAAAGAGUUGUCAGCUUAUUUAAACUAGUCAGAUCGAAGCUAAUCACGAGUUGGUAUCACAACUAUGUCCUGAUUUGAUGUUUACUUUCGUCCUUUCAAAGGUUCUUAACUAGGGAUCUUUUUUUAAAAUUGGAUAACUGUUUGAAUGUUAUUAGUUUUCUUUGUAAUAUUUUGUGUUUUGUUUUAUGCAUUUAAAAACUAUUCUGAAAAGAGAACAUACGCUUCAUCAGACUGCUAGAGAGAUCCAUGGCACACACAAAAAAGAGAAGAACCCCUAUUCUAACCAGUCAGUGAUUUAACUAUAUAGUUAAAUCACUCUCAUCUGGGAAAUGUGUCAUUUAUCCCAACUGCUCCCUACUACAAAAGUAGGAUAGUGUAGCGGACAGAGUGCUAAUCUUGGAAUCAGGAAGACUCAUCUUUCAGAUUUCAAAUUCUUACUAUGUGACCCUGGGCAAGUCACUUAAUCUUAUUUGCCUCAGUUUACUCAUUUGUAAAAUGAACUGGAGAAGGGAAUGGCAAGUCACCACAAUAUCUGCCAAGGAAACCCCAAAUGGAGGUAGGAAGAAUUGGACAUUAGUAAACAACAAUAGAAAGAAGCAUGGUGGAUAUGAAUAGGUAGGAUAUUUUGCCAAUGAAGACAUUUGAAUAAGAAGUAGUCAUACUCUAGUGGAAGAUAUAUGCUAUCAUAUAAGCAAAAAUAAACCCU